AUAAAUUAUAAAAGCAGAAAAGCUUCGUUUGAAAUAAGUGUAAUAGUCAAAGGAAAAACUGUUUUCCAUUUCCGUUACUAAUACUACGUUGAACAUGUUUCUAACUAUUUAGAUAUCGGCUUGUUUCUUUGAAGAAAAGUGUGAGAAAAGCAGCGUCUACCGUAAUAUAAAAUCUAUACAAUCAAAAGGAAAAUUUCAAAAGAAUAAUAAAUAUUCUGUUGUAAUCGUUCUCGGAGACGAAUUACUCGUCCGUCGUAACGGCGUCGCGAGCCAAAAUGUCCGCAGGUUUGUGAUAGGAAGUGUACCCUCGUCUGUCAACAUUUCUUAACUUUGACAAAGUAUGGUAUUAGGAAAGCUUUUAAAUUAUCGACCAAUAUAACGUAUUUUCGCAAUAAAUAAACGUGAAAAGCUAUAAAGCAGAUUGAAAGUUAUGCUUGUAUUAAUGGUGUUGUGUUGGUAUGAUUUGUGUUUGUAGCUCUUAUGCAAACUGAAAGACGAUGAAGAAUUAAGUUUAGUAAAAGAGAUGCAGUGGGUAUGAAUUUAUUAUAUAAUUAAAAUGUCAAGUGACAGUGAUCAUAAAUACCAAGUGAUCAAGCGCAGAAGGCUUGUCAUUAGAGAUGACGAAAGUAGCGACGAAUCUAUCAUUGUACGCUCUCAUAGAAAAAAGCAAGUACAUAGGGUUGUUAGCGAAGGAGAAAGUAGUGAUGAAGAAAGUGAUGUUGCAAAACCAAUGAUUCGAAGAAGAAAUUAUAGAGUAAUUAGCGAGGAUGAUACAACAGAUGAUGAAAGUAUUGUUUCAGAUGCAAGUAGAUCAAUUAACUGUGAAAGUGAUAGUUCUGGAUGGCAAUCUGAUUUCACAAGUACUGAUGAAGUGGAUAAUAAAACUGGAAAUUGUAAUACAAGUCAUAAAUCACAUAGUAAAUCAAAAACCAAAAAAGAGAAAGCUGAUACAACAUCAACAGCAGUACCUGAAGUUGAUUCAGAUAAUAGUGAUGAACAAAUAGAAAAAUGUCCUAUAUGUUUACUGCCAUUUAGAAAGCAAGAAUUAGCUACACCAUCAUCUUGUGAACAUUGUUUCUGUCUUGAUUGUUUGAUAGAAUGGAGUAAAAACAUUAAUACUUGCCCAGUAGAUCGCCAAACAUUUACAGUGAUUCAUGUGAGAAAACAACUUGGAGGGAAGAUUCUGAGGCAUAUACCUGUUGAAAUAACACCUCGCACCGAGGAACAUGUACAAGAAGAUCCAACUUUUUGUGAAGUAUGUCAUCAAUGUGACAGAGAAGAUCGAAUGUUGUUGUGUGAUGCCUGUGAUUCUGGUUAUCAUUUGGAAUGUCUUACUCCUCCUAUGACUGAGGUUCCCAUGGAAGAAUGGUUUUGUCCAGAAUGUUCUCAAAAUAGUCAAAACGAUGCUGAAGCGGUUGAAAUUGAUUUGGAUGAAAUCUCAGAUCUCAUGGAAGAAGCACGACGACUUGGUGUUUCAUAUGGUCGAACUCGUACCGGAGUUUCAAAUGAACAUGUUCAUUCUUUACCUAGAAUAAUUCCUAGAACUCGACAGACUGAACGUGUACGCGCAAAUAUUCGCAAUCGUGCUCGUGAAUUACAGAUAAAUAGAGUACACAAUCAUGAACAAAUAUUUGAUCCAAAUCAACCAUCCACUUCAUCUGGUUUGGAAUCAGUUGGUGAUAAUAGCAUAAGUCGCUCCCCAAUAACUUCAAAGUCUAAUUCUAAAUCUAAAUCUAAAGGCAAAACAGCUAAAAGAAAGUCAAAAAAACGGACGAGAUCGUCAAAUAAUAAUGGUACUCUUGUUCGAGAAGUACGUAUUACAGAAUAUAAUGAUGAUGGAGAGGAAGAGGAAAUUGUUACAUAUGUUAAAGUUGCACCAGCCUCAUCACGAAGGAAGUCUAAGAAAAGAACAAAGAGAACGCGCAAGAAGUGGAAACAAAAACGUGCACGUACCGUAUCUUCUGUGUUAGCUAGUAAUAAUACAGUUAAAAGAAGAUUAAGUAAAACUUUAGGAAUUAAACCAAUCAAAAAUAGUCCAUUGACUGUCAUAAAACCUCAACAACCUGUUUCCAAUCAAUCAAUUGUCAAUGAUAGAUAUAAUGCUUUUAUUCCUCAAGUUAGUCUUUUUGGAGAGAAUCUUGGAUUAGAAUAUAGUCCACCUGGAUCUGAUGACGAGCAGCUUGGUUCAAUUGGCGAUGGCCCUGUAGUUAGCAUUCAAAGACGCUCCGUAGUCGCGUCAAUUAGAAGACAUGUGGCUGUAAAGGGUAUUGCCAAUCCUCUUGACAAUUUGGAGGUACAAGACACAGUGGAUGUUUUAGGCAGUAUUAUCAAUAGCCAAGAACUAUGGCACUCACGAAAGAAAAACAAUGUUAUUCUUAAGGCAGAUGGAUCUUUACAAAUAAGUGAUAGUGAACAUAAAAAUAAACACAGCAUUAAUAACAAUGAAAGUCCCAAAAAAGAAAAAGAGCACAUUGAUCGUCAUAAGCAAGUCAUAAAAAAUUCUGAUACACCUUUAGAUUUGUCUAAUGUUAAUCCAAAUAACAUUAUGCAAGCUCCCUUGUAUAAUAAUCCCUGUGGAGGAGGUAAUAGAGGAAAUUUUCGUGGCGGGUAUCGCGAUAACAAUCGUCACGGUGGACAAAGUUACGGUGGUAGAGAAUCUCUCUCGGGUGGAGGUCGACAUGGUUAUGGUGGAUCAGAUGCGAGGGACAAUUUUGGCCAUCGAGACUUCCGAUCACCAGGAUAUUACAAUCAGAACUUUGAUCAUUGUGGAGGUCCACCUAUGUUUGGAAAUAAUCCACCAUUUAGAAAUCGCAAUCCUCAGCAUUUCCGAAAUGAAAGGUUUCGAUUUCCUGCUCCGGAAAGGACACCGUUUACCUUUACAGACGGUUUCGAAAGAUCAGGUUUUCCUCCUGAAAGAUUUCCAAGAUCGAGGCCACCGUUACGUAUGCCUGGACCGCCGGUAGGUCCUCCUCCUCCUCUAGGGCCAGGGGUACGGCCACAACAUACGCAAAAUCUACCUCCAAAUCUUUCUGAUGAUAUGUCAAGAAAUUUUCAAGGAGAACGAGACAAUUUUAACUCGCACGUUAUUGAAACUGCCUCUACAUCUUUAGUAAGACAAGAUAACGAUGACUGUGAUAUUUAUUGUGACAUUGAUACUACGAAUAAAUCCGGAUAUGAUGUUCAAGAUCCUUGUCACAAUAAUAGUGGAAUGGUUUUGUUACCACCCCCCGAACCACCUUCCGAAUUGCUAGAUUUUGAUGAAAAUUCUAAAAGUGAUAAAGACAAUGAUAGUGAUCAAGAAUUAGUUAUUGAUGACUCUCAUAAAGAUGAUGCAAAUAAGGAAUUACAAAGUGGUGAUAAGUACGAUCCAUUCACAGCUGAUAGUGAUAGUAACGAUAGUACUCGCAACAAAAAUAGUGAAAAAGAUCCAUCUAUAAUAAAUAGUUACGAUAUACCAAUACCUUCAGAUCCUCCACAAGCACCAUCAACUUUUUCACAAGCAGUUCCUACUUGUCAAAAUAUACAACAAGCCACGGCUCAAAACGUAAGAUCUGAUAUUCGCUUGACGGCUUACGACGACGACGACGACGACGAUUCGCAAGUAGAUUGUCCUAAUUUAUCAAUUUACUCGUCACAAACGAUGGAUGUUGCUAGACAUACGGAACAGGAAUUAUCACAACAAAUUGGACCACUGGAACCACCACCGCUUCCACCGAAUAUACCGGACGAUGACGACGUCAUAGUCGGAGAUGUUCAAGCUUGCGACUUAGCCGAAAUUCCUGAACCGUCGGAUUCUUAUGUAAAGUCGCUACAGAGAGAGAGAAAACCAUUCACUAAAAUAAUACCUAAGAAAUUAUCGCAUGAAUCUAGAAGUAAAAUAACAUUUAAGAUCGGUAGUAAAUUUAAACUUAAUAAUAAAUUAAAUAGUUUAUACGACGAUCUCGAUGAUAUUCCGGACGAAGUUGAAGAAAAAAAAUUACAUAACGAAAAGCAAUCAUCCGAUAAAUUAAAAACGAAAACUGAUCAAAAAAAAGACGUCGAAAAAGAAUCCAAAUCCAUCGAGUCAGAUUCUGGUAAAGACAAAAAUGGUGUUAAAGAGUCAGCAAAAGCUGAUUUAAAAGAUAAUGACAAAUCGAAAUUAAAGGAUCGAGGAGAUGAGGAGACUCUGCAAAAGUUAACGCAAAUAAAUAACAAAGAAAAAGUAGAUGCGGGCAAAAAUCGAUCUAACAGCGAUCAGGAUGAUGUAGAAAAACGUACUGAUCAAACGGAUAAAGAAAAAUUUUCUAUUCAAGAAAACAAAAUUUCAGAAAAUGAUUCUAGCAAACAUUGUAAAAAUAAUGACAUUGAUAACGAACAAAAAAGUAAUGUUACUUUGCAGCCAGUUAUUGAUAUAACGGAGAAAAGUUCAGAUACAAUUAUCUCCAUCGCUGAUACUCUGGAAUCAUCGCCUAAAAAAGCAGACGGUAACGAGUUAACUGCGGAAUAUAUCGAGGAUAAACUUGAUGAUUUAAACGUAAGAAAAAAUAGCCCAAAUCAAAAAGAUGACGACGAUGGAAGAACUGAAACAGCUUGUUUUAGAAAAAUCCAAUGGGAAUAUCAAAGUGACAAUUUAAAGGACAAUUCAAGUAAAUUGAAAUCCAGUAAAAUUGCCUCGUUGACAGAAGAAAAUUUGAGAAGUACUGCCGGAGAUAGCGAUUGCGAUUUAGAAAGUGAAAAGGAAGAUAGAAGUAGAGAAUUCAGUGAUAACGAAGAUUUAAAUAGUUCUAAUAGGCAAUGUAGAAAGAGUAGCCUUUCUUUUCGUACCGAUGACGAUGACGAACGAUUUCCCAUCGAAAAGGAGAAUACUCAGCAGUUAUUAGUAGAGAAUUUGGAUCAGCAUACGUGGGAUUCCGAUGGUGCAUACACGCCCUGCAAAGACGAGUUACCUGUAAACGAUCGAUGCCACGAAUCUUUAACACCAUUUGAAAGUGGUUUGGAACCGAUUACACCAACCAAGGAUAAAACGAACGAUGAUUUGGAUGGAUGUAGGACACCGGUAGAUUAUGCUGGUUUAGGAACCGAAGCGAUAUCGGAAACGGAUGAAGCAAUGAACUUCGAAGACGAACUGACCGUUUCGAAUAUUAGAAAGGAGAAGGAUAUGGAGGAAGGGGAGAUAUUGGACGACAGUAAAUUAGCCAUGAAAGAGAAUGAGAAGCCGAAGGAUAAGGACGAGGAAAAUAAGAAGAAGAAAAAGAAGGAGAAGAAAGAGAAGGGUAAAGACGUAGAGAAGAAUAAAGAAAAUAUAUCUUCUGACAAUCAUGUGGCAUGGAAGAAAAUUUCGAAAAGUACGAAGGAGAGACAGUAUCGCGACAAGGACAAGAGAUCAAAAUCGAAAGAAAAGGAAAAGGAUAAGGAUAAGGAUAAAGAGAAAGAGAAGGAAAAGGAAAAGGAUAAGGAGAAAACGAAAAAGAAAGCUAAAGAAGUUACGAAGAAGAAAGAAAAAAGGAAAGAACUGCCAAGAUACGACGUUAGAAAAAUCGUAGCUGAGAAGCCUGCUAGACCUAAGAAGGACGAGUAUGGCAGAGAUAUAAGAGAAAAAUCGCGAAGUAGAACUAGAAGUCGCAGUUUAUCGAGUCGAAUGUCACGUUCCAGGGAUCGAAGAAGUCGUUCUUACUCGAGAUUAAGAUCGAGAAGUAGAUCUAGACUUAGACUCCAUAGAUCGUGGUCGAGAGAACGAAGAUCUUAUUCGAAGACAGGUGGUAGAUCUGCGUCGAGAAGAUCGUUAUCCCGAUCUCGACGUAGAUCUCCAAGGAGAAGAUCUCUUUCUAGAAGACGAUCCUUGUCAAGAAAACGAUCGAUCUCUAGGAGAAGAUCAAGAUCGAGAUCAACUUCGCGGAAACGUCGAUCUCUAUCGCCAAGGCGAAGAUCGCGAAGAAGAUCGCUCUCGAGAUCUCGUACCAGAAGAAAAACAAAAUUGAAGAAAUACAAGUCGAGGAGCCGAUCGAGAAAUCGUAAGAGAUCGCGUUCUAGAUCUCCUAAGGCAACGUCGAAAUCACGAGAGAAGAGACACAACAAAAGAAAGCCCGCCAGUAGAUCACGGUCGAAAGGUAGAUCCUGUUCGCGUGAACGAGACCGCAGUAGAAAUUGGGAUCAGAUCAAUGAGAAACCGAUAGAACAUAAUCAACAUUUUUCACGGGAACGCGACGAACGCGAAUCUUGGAGCGCCGAAUGGACACCGUCGUGGUCCAGAUCAAGAUCGAAGACACCAUCUCAUACUCAACCCGAACCUUUGCCAUCGCGCGAGUGGUCACCGCCUUCUGUCCUGGAUAGCGUAUCGGUACCUCCUAAAAACUUAACUGUUAUUCUAACUAAUAAGGAAGCUAUUAAGAAGAAGAAGAAGGAACGAAGGAAAGAGAGUAAGAAAUCGAAGGAACCCGAGAAACGAAGGAAAACUAAGAGAAAUAGAACUCCACCGCCGUCUAAAGAAGUCUUCGCGAGUGGUGACAACAUUUUAGUCAGCGUGUGCUUCAACAAAGAGAACGAAGCCAAUCAGACGAGCGCACCGGAACUACCCGAAACUAUUCCGCUUAUACAACCCUUGAAACGUAGACGUAGAGAACCGAUGCAAGCGGAGGCAGCAGCACCUAAGAGAUCAAAGAAGGACAAGACGAAAGUUAAACGAUCGAAAUCACCCAAAGGGAAGAAAGAAAAGAAGAAGAAAUCAAAGGCAGCGGAGAUCGCGGCUACCAAGAAACCCGUAGCUGUAAUCGACCUGGACCAAUCACCUUUCCGAGAACAGACUCCUUCUCCUCGCGACGUUAUAGUUUUAAGCGACGACGACGAUAAACAGGCACAAGAGGUAGCUACUCCGGAACAAUGCCCACCACAGGCAUCUCCUCCACGCGAGCAAUUCGUUUCGCAAGGUCCAAAGACACCGCCGGAACCACAAAUUAAAUUUUCAAUAAAUAAACAAACGAGCAAUCUUAGACCUUCCAUGAUGAAUCCUUUAUUGGAAGAAGAGGAAGAGGAAAUGGAUGAAAGAGUCGAGGAGGAACUUGAAAUGAGAGCUCAGGAGGAAUUAGAAUUACGAUUGAAAAUUGGCCCCAACACUCCACCAGAUCCACCUACCUCACCGCCAACUUCUCCCGACGCAUACGAUCCAUUCGAUCCCACAAAAUCUCGAUCACCGACCCCCGAUGUAAGCCAAGAAGCAACGUCGAACGACGAGAGAGACAAAAGUCAAAGAAAUUCGCCGAGAAGUCACGAUGCUACGGAUAUCACCUUGAUGCCUGACGAACCUAUGCAACAACAAGAUCAGCCUGCACAAGAGAAACAACUUGAAAAGCCAAAAAUAAUCUCGAUGGUAACGAUUAAAAGAGCGUCGCCGAAAAGAGACUCAUCGCCGGUGGCGGAGAAUCAAACGGAUACGGUACAAUCAUGUAGUAGUCCACCGAAAGUACAACAGAAUCAACAAAAUGCACAAUCUACUAGUAAUCCAUUUGCUACUAUCAAUCCUGUUUUGGCGACUGUUGCUGCUGCAGUACAGAGAAGCACUGGAUUUAGUACUAACACACCUAAUACGAGUCAACGUAAUUUGAUACAGUCAAAUCGCAUUUCACCAAGUAGUCAAAUUAAACAGCAACGUACAAGCGAUAGACCGCAGCUUCCUAACAUCUUUACUAAUAGUACAAAAUCUACAUUAACGCGUGCUUCCAAAUCUAAUCAAAAUAAAAACAGUUCUACCAUGGGACAAAAUGGCAGCGACGUAAUAAUGGAAGCGACCAACGAUGCUGUCGAUAUGUCUUCGCCUUAUUCGCCAGGAUCGAGUUUAAGCGAUGGCAUGUUCGAUCCACCUAGUCCAGGGAAUUAUAAUAGUCCUUCUAUUCAACCAGUCAUCACAAAUAAUAAGAAUAAUGCAUCUAAGCCAAAUAAAAGUACAGAGAAGAAAGAUGCUUUUGAUGCAUUGUUUGCGGCAGGACCACCUCCAAAGGCAGUCAGUAAAAGUAGGAGUAAAAAACCUACUGAAAAGAAGAAGAAAUCCACUAAUCCAAAAGUUGGAGUGCGCAUGGACGAAAAUCAACUUCAAAUUUUGGAUGAUCUUCCUAGUUCUGCAGUAGAAAUGCAAGUAAAAGAUAAGUUCUUGAAGAAAUUAAAUCGUCAAGAAAGAGUCGUAGAAGAAGUAAAGUUAGUGUUAAAACCACAUUAUACCAAAAAGCAUGUUACAAAGGAAGAGUAUAAGGAUAUUAUGCGGAAAGCUGUACCGAAGAUAUGCCAUAACAAAACGGGAGAAAUAAAUCCUAAGAAGAUAGCUCAUUUAAUAGAGGCAUAUGUGAAAAAACUUCGAAACAGUAAAAAACAAAAAGUAUCUUUGACUUCAACAUCAAAGGCCUCGAAACCGGCGAAAACGCUGUGGAGUUGAUCAUAUGUUGGAAAUGUUAGUGCAUGAACAAUUUCUUAAGUCGUAGGCCUCUCCGUAAAUCGCGAUUAAGCACAUUUUAUCGUCCGGGUUGUAAGUGAGUCAGUGUUUUUGGGUACCACACUCCAUCACAACCACCGAAUAAUGUGUAUUAUGUGUACAUACUUAAUUCACUAAUUUUAAGCGUAAUAUUUUUAUUUAUCUACGUAAUUCUUUACACACACGUAUGAACGACGGAGUUCAAUAUAAUAGAAUAUUAUGAAGUUUAAUGUGUAGACAUCAUGGUCUAUAUUCAAGUUGCACAUUUGGGAAAUCUAUGAUCGUUCUCUUAGUAUCUUCUUUUUAUCGACAUAGAUGAUACUAGCAUUUCUACACACAUAUGUGUUAUGAAUGUAGACCAUUAUUAUGAUCUACAUUUAAGACUAGGGAGUGUAAAAUAAGAUCAUAUUUAAAUAUGCGUUCAUGCUCUCAACACAUGAUGAGAAUAAAAUGCUCAAGAUAUUCAUGUCGCUAUUUAUGGGAGAGGAAGUAAAUUGGCCGGUAAUUUCUGUAUAGCCUGAUGUAAAAUUAUUAGAUUUUUAAGCUAAUUAUAUUAUUAUGAAUAAGAAAUGGCCUGUGUCCUGGAAGUUUUUCAUACGAUUUUAUUUCCAACAAACUAGGAAAUGAAAGAUUUCAUUUACACUACAACUUCAUUGUGAACAAUAUGAAUAAAUGGCUUAUACCGAUAUAUACAUGUUCGUUGGUUAACAAAUUCAGAUGUAAAUAAGAUCGUGUAUAGAACUUCAAAACGUCUAAUAUACGAAUCUAAUAGAAAAUCAAUGUUUUUACUUUCACAUAUUAAAUAUAUUUCAUUUGAGAUAAAAAUUAUAUUCAUUUGUUUUACUUCAAAGUAGGAUAUAUACUCUGUUGUAUGUCACAUUCGUAUUACAAUAUUGACAUAUUUUCCUACACUAUCUUAUGCAAAUCUUUUAAAUAAAUGCAAUGCAAACUUUGCAUAGUCACAUUCUGUUAUUCAAAGUGUGCAUUCGACACGAAGAUUAAAGGAACGUGCAUUAUAAUAAAGCUUUUAAAUAACAUCUAUCUCAAAUAAGAUAUGUGUUUGUUCAUGGAAAGAUGAUGUUAUUUAUAUAAAGAAAGUCUCUGCUUCUUGCAAUAAUAGAUUAUCAAAGUCUAUUUGUGGGUGAGGUUAGGUUUAUUAAAAUAAGUUAUAGAGGAAAACUAAUCACAGAAUUGUAUAGUUCAUUUCCUAAGUAUCUAAACACAUAUUUUACCCAUCACAUACAACAACAAAAAUACAUUAUUUGAUUAAUCUACAUAUUUCAAAGUUAUAUUACACAUUUCAAAAUUUAUUUUUAAUUUUAUCAAAGUGAGAGAUCUGUAGAUUUUGUACGUUCUAAGAUCGCAUUAAAAUGUCUGAUUCCUCUUGCGAUUUACAUUAUGCGUUAAGUAUGUGGAAUGUGUUUUAUUAGAAAAUAAAAAUUCAUAAAUCCACACUUUACACCAUUACAAAUGGAUCUUUAUCUCUAUUCACUGAUACAUGUAGAAACUGUUUCAUAUGGACAGUAUGUGCAUGAACAUUUUUGUACUAAAUAUAAUAAUGUAUAUAUAAAUGAGCGAAAAUAAAUGACAAAAAAAACAUUUAA
Vespula vulgaris is the source of this 10038-nucleotide messenger RNA. It is a transcript of the gene PHRF1, whose product is annotated as calponin homology domain-containing protein DDB_G0272472-like. Bases 557 to 8398 code for a protein of 2613 amino acids. NCBI's taxonomy places the organism in Eukaryota, Metazoa, Arthropoda, Insecta, Hymenoptera, Vespidae. The transcript has 14 exons. The record is from RefSeq and is a predicted model, not a curated record.